Messenger RNA from Microsporum canis CBS 113480, 1392 nucleotides. RefSeq lists its product as hypothetical. Gene Ontology annotation, molecular function: DNA binding. The transcript is spliced from 5 exons. Lineage: Eukaryota; Fungi; Ascomycota; Eurotiomycetes; Onygenales; Arthrodermataceae. Bases 1 to 1392 code for a protein of 463 amino acids. The record is from RefSeq and is a predicted model, not a curated record.
AUGACAUCCAUCGCCUCGCUUCUUAACCCGGAACCUGAGCCUACCCAAAAGAACCAUCAACCCCUGGUACCAUCCGCUGAUCAAAACGAAAGAGUCUGUCUGUCCCCUCCGCUGAGGCAAAAAAAGCAAAAAAUCUCUAAAGAUGCGGCCAUAUUCACUAGAGGACAGGUAAGGGGUCCGCUCAAUUACCCUCCUUGUGAAUAUCAGGACGAAAAAUUGGCCGAAGCGCACAGAAUGUUUGAAAUUCAUCCAAUGGGGCACAUUACAGAGUUUCCCCGGCAUAUACCAUACAACAGUGAGAAGAAGUCUUUUUUGGAAAAGACAGGGAGGGAAAGCUUUGAAGUAUUCCAAUAUGAGUUCAAACUUCCAGGGGAUGAUAAAGUGUACACCGUAAUGUGGGACUACAAUAUUGGUUUGGUUCGGACAACUUCGCUUUUUCGUUGCAAUAACUACUCAAAGACCGCACCGGCGAAAAUGUUGAACGCCAAUCCUGGCCUCAGAGAAAUCUGUCACAGCAUAACCGGGGGAGCUUUGGCAGCACAAGGGUAUUGGAUGCCAUUUGACGCAGCCAAGGCUGUUGCAGCUACCUUUUGCUGGAAGAUACGGACCGAUCAACACAUCAAAAGAUUGCGGCACAAAUCCCACAGUAGCACUCCAGAUGACGAGGACGACGGCAGAUUUCAUCAGCACAGGGCUCUAUUUUAUUAUCACUACCAAGCGUACUCGCCCUCCUCGUUACCACAUAGCGGGUGGACACCAGCUAACACACCACGGACCUCUCAGCCCUUUAGACGACCUAUUGCUAAAGAAAAGGGUAUAAUUCUUCCCUCUCCAAAAGAUAUCAUUGAUUCGUUUUCUCGAAUGAACAACGAUUCAACUACAAUUCGUUCUGAUGGAUUAAGCCGAGUUUUUGAUGAUGUUGAAGAUGAUAAUGACGAUGACGAAGGUACUGGUGAAUCGGUGUCCGAAGAUGACGAGGAAAACGGACGCACCGUCCAACAGUCCAAGUUGGAUCGUAGCUCUGAAUUCGAAACUGAAGAGAAAGCAGGUGCACAAAUGAUACCUGAUCGCUGUUCCCCACAGUGCCCGCCUCGCCAGUUACUGGAGUGCAAAGAAUCCAUGAUCGAGAAUGACACCAGCCGUCCAUACACCAAGGGAUCAAUUCCGACGUCUGAACCAGUAGAAGACGAGUCGAAGAAGAGGAAAAUGGAAGAGAAUCAUGAAACAGAGGCUGAGCCAAAGCCGGAAGGCCGGCAGUCUCCCCUACCGUUGACAAAUGACGCCAGGGCAGCGUACAUGUUGAUGAAAUUGCACAUGCAGGAAGCAAGUAACCAUAACGCUGCGGUCGCGGAUGAGAAUCCGAUGAGGAAGAGGAGACGUGCAUCAACAUAG